GAAAGAGAAGAGACCCCCACUCUCCUAGCCAAGAUAAAGGAAACACGAGACGUUCAGGAAGCUUUGAAGGUUCUGACAAGUGACAUCAGCAUCAUGCAAGAGAAUAAAACUCAGAAGGUUGAGCUAAACAGCAGCUCCUGGGCCCUGACUGGGAGGCAUUAUUGGGGGGAUGGAGAAGAUUUCCUUUCUUUGUUUGGAGAUUCGAACAAACUUCCUGUGCACCAAUCCCACAUGCAGGAAGGUGAAAGCAGACACCUCUCUGUGAUUCUUGAAGAAGUUGGCCAGUUUACAUCCAGAUCUCUUGGAGAUAUUAAAAUAGCUGAGAUGAAUAUCAAGGGAUUAUUUGUGAGACUUGUUAACUCGUCCACUGACAAAGAAAUGGAGAUUGGAGAUCACAUUCUCCUGCAGAAUGUGGGUGGACAUCCAGUUUCCUCGUACCGUUUCCUCCCCAACAUCACAAUGCAGACCAAUUCCAUGGUGAAGGUGUGGGCUACAGCCUCAGAUGUGAAGCCACAGCCACCAACAGACUUUGUUUGGGAAGAGCAGAGCAGAUUCCGGUAGAGUCUAGACUGCACAACCAUCCUGUGCAAACCCAACGGCGAGGUACGUAUCUGGCUAUCGCCUGGUAUAUUCCUGGAACAAGCUUGAGAGAAGUUAGAGACUGACACUGAAUUCGAGAGAUGUUCAGUCGCCGUCCCAUCACUGCGAAGCCAUAUGUUUUGGUGGAUGACAUCUGUGACUUCCAUAAGUAAAGAAGGACAAGGUCUGCUGAAGAAAGAGUCCCCUAAGUGUCAGCCAGAAGUGGUCCAGCCUUGGCUCACAAAGGAAAUGGAAAUCCCGCCAACCAUUUUCUCCAACUCCAGCCCUUGGUGUCGCAGUCCCUACACCCCUCCACAUCCACAUCCUUUCUGUUCUCUGAUUGAACCGUACUACUCAGACGUUUCCAAGAGCAGCUUGAGGCCACGGCUCAAGUCUCAACCAACCAAUCCUGACGCAGCCACAGUAUCAUCAUGGUGAGAUGGAGCCAUCCCAACACGUUGGAAAUCUAUACAUGCGGAAGGAUUCAGUGGCUGGUUAGAGUGUGUGCUUGCACGGAGACACAACUGAAAAUGUAUAAAACAGAAGAUUCAUGGGACUGGAGAGACGGCUCAGCAGAUAAGAGCACUGGCUACUCUUACAGAG
This is a messenger RNA of Nannospalax galili (Upper Galilee mountains blind mole rat), 1182 nucleotides long. RefSeq names its product lamin tail domain containing 1 (gene Lmntd1). Lineage: Eukaryota; Metazoa; Chordata; Mammalia; Rodentia; Spalacidae. The record is from RefSeq and is a predicted model, not a curated record. Gene Ontology annotation, cellular component: cytoplasm; nuclear envelope.